Tinamus guttatus (white-throated tinamou) is the source of this 1135-nucleotide messenger RNA. NCBI's taxonomy places the organism in Eukaryota, Metazoa, Chordata, Aves, Tinamiformes, Tinamidae. The record is from RefSeq and is a predicted model, not a curated record.
CAGAAUGACGAAGAAAAGGAAACACCAAGAAGAUUUCCAGAAAGUGAAAUUGAAAGUUGGGAAAAAAAAGCCUAAGCUAGAAAAUGCAACCGAUACCACUUUCAAAACCAAGACCAUACAAAUUCCUGAACAACUUAAAGAAGAUGGAAUGCUUUCUACACAAAAUAGAAAGCUUAACAUAAAGGAUCUGCUUUCACAGAUGCACCAUUACAGUGCUGGGGUUAAGCAAAACGCUCUUCUUGGGCUCAAAGAUUCUCUGUCUCAGUAUCCACUUGUAGUUGAUGCACACCUUUCAAGUAUAAUAAGUGAAGUUGCAGCAGUGUUUACAGACAAAGACUCUGGUGUUAGAGGAGCAGCCGUUCACCUGCUUCAGUUUUUGGCUUCAAGAAUAAGAUCUGAACAAAUGGCUCCGUUUUUCCCUUUGGUAAGUGCCCACCUCUCCAGUGCCAUGACUCAUAUCAGUGAGGGAAUUCAGGAAGAUUCAUUGAAAGUCUUGGAUGUUUUGUUGGAACACUACCCAGCUCUUCUUACUGACCGCAGUAGUAUCUUGUUGAAGAAUUUUGUAGAGCUUAUUUCUCACCAGCAGCUGUCAAAAAGAAUGAAAAGUAGAGAUAAACUCUCCUGGAUGCUGUCUGUUAACCCGAAUCGCAGAGUAACUUCUCAGCAGUGGAGGCUGAACGUUCUUACGAGGCUCAAGAAGUUUCUCCAAGCAGUAGUAGAUGCAUCCAGUGAUUUAGAGGAUGAAGGGCUUCAAGAACCAAAGGACAGCCCUCACUCUGCGAGAAAUGCAGUAUGUAUAAGCUGGAAGGCCCACGCAAAUAAUCAGCAACACGUCCAACUCUAUGGAGAUGGUGGCUUACGACCAAAGAUCAACUCAUCGUUUAGACUGAGGUCUCUGACAAGUGUAAUGGACAGCACAGAAAAAGGCCUGUCCUCUGCUGAAAACUUAAAAAGUUUUAUUGAGAUAAUAAUUCCGUUACUGAUUGAGUGCUGGAUUGAAGCAUCUCCUGCACAAUCAGCUCCCAUCCUUGGAAAUCUUUUGGAAUCAGAAUCCCAGCAGCUUAUGCAGCAAGUGCUUAGUAUAAUACAUUUGUUGUGGAAGCUCACAAAGCAGCACGAUGAAACGUGCAAAAUG